AUUGAAUUGAUUACAGCUCAACUGAAACAAACGUUAGAGACACGAAGAGAGUGUGAGAAUGAUACAAGAGAAGUUUUGUACAAAAAAGACAAACAUGCAUCCAUUAAAAUCAACCAACAACAGAAAACUCCACAACUACAUUUUCUAACAACACAAAGAAAGAACCUUUUGCUUUUUCACCGAAAACGAUUGAUUCAUUCCUCUCUCUCUCUCUCUAGCGUACUUCACAGCUAUGCAGCAGAGUGAGAUGGGUAAUCAAUGGCGGUUCUGAGAAUGGUUCACUCACACUCACAGUCUCAAAACAACAACAACAACAACAUCAGUGGGACCCAACACUUCCUCCAUGAUUUUCUCGGCAUGAAGCCAACUGAUACUUCCAUCGACGUUAGGUUACCGGAGGCAUCAGCAUCUGCCUCCUCCGCCGGUGCUCGUGGCCCUUUCUCCUCCACCUCCGAAACCGCUUCUGAAAAGCAGGUAUCGAAUCAUCUUGAGGGAGUUCCAUUCUAUGGCCCAAGAAGUGAUUUUUCUGGCACUGAGAUAAGUAACAGACUAGUGGGGAAUAAAAGAAGUAAUUCUGAUUCCUCAUUUAUGGGUUCCUCCAGAGAUGCCUUUCAAAUGGUCCCUGAUUCCUUUCAAAACUCACAUUUGAUGAAGGUCCUCCGAAAUGCAUCUGGGGGAGAGAGAUCCAGAAGGCCUAAUGAUGACGAAGUGUUACUUGGUAUGCAGUCAAUGAAGCCAUCUUCUAGUUCUCAGAUAUUUCAUGCUCCCGCCAACACGAAGAUCGAUGCGAAUAAAUGGGAACGGUCUAUUCUCAUGAAUGCUGGCCCUUCCAUGCAGCAUCCUCCGCGUGGAGGACAGUUGACUCCUUUUGCACACCAACUAGCUUCAAACAAGCUUAGGGAUACCAUUGUCGGCCCUUCAUUUAUCUCUCAGCCUGCCGCUGAUGAAGGAUCUAGAACUGGAAUCAAAGGCCCUGGAAUUUUAAGUUCCAUAAACACAGCUUCUACUGCUACUGAUAAAAUCUCAUCUGUAGUGCUGCUCGGUGGAAGCAGACCAAAACCUCUAACUAACAUAAUUGAAUCAUCCACGCCCCCAAGUAGUCAACAUGGGCUAACAGCUGCCAGCCGCCAGAUGACUAUCUUUUAUGGAGGUCAAGCUCAUGUUUUUGAUGAUGUCCACAAACAUAAGGCAGAUGUUAUAAUGGCUUUGGCUGGGUCAAAUGGUGGAUCUUGGUCGACAGCGUUCUCACCGAAAUCUACUGCAAAGCUGGUCAAUGAUAGUAACUUGCAUAGUGGAGAAAAUGAAACAGGGUUAGUGAGUAAUGUGGCAUUCCCAGAAGAGCUUCAUGGGAAGUUGUCUGCUGCUGGCAGUUCUAGCCGCGCCGUUGGACCUGUUGACCGUGUAUCUACUCCAACCGGGGCACAUCAAGGAAGUAUUUUUGCUAAAGAUACCAGAAAUUCGACGGUUCAAGCAGCAGAUCCCAGUUCCGAAGACAAAAGAGCGCAGUGACUAGAGUUUGAAGCUGAAAUGUUCAUACUCAAUGGGAGUCCCAAGAGCUUUCUCUUAUUUCCGAUUAUUUAUUGGGUAUCAUCCUCUUUUGUCAAAUUUUCUCAUGAUCUUUCAAGUCCUUAAAAAAAAAAAGAUUAUGUGGGAAACAAGAGUAGGAUGAUUGUGUAAGGAGGUCUAACAGAUACAUCAGCUAUAUUUAUGAAGUGUUACCGUAAAAAACAUCUUAUAUUGCAGUUUCUAGACCAGUCACCGUAUCAGGUUAAGCAGCUUCUUGAUAUGAAAAGAAUAACAAGUUUACAAGUAUUGGUCAA
Molecule: messenger RNA, 1820 nt
Organism: Medicago truncatula (barrel medic)
Lineage: Eukaryota; Viridiplantae; Streptophyta; Magnoliopsida; Fabales; Fabaceae
Product: protein TIFY 8
Exons: 6
Coding region: 259-1509 (416 amino acids)
Biological process (GO): response to wounding; regulation of defense response; regulation of jasmonic acid mediated signaling pathway
Cellular component (GO): nucleus
Source: RefSeq, a predicted model, not a curated record